This is a messenger RNA of Vollenhovia emeryi, 636 nucleotides long. It is a transcript of the gene MED10, whose product is annotated as mediator of RNA polymerase II transcription subunit 10. The record is from RefSeq and is a predicted model, not a curated record. The transcript is spliced from 3 exons. Bases 18 to 440 code for a protein of 140 amino acids. Gene Ontology annotation, biological process: positive regulation of transcription by RNA polymerase II. Gene Ontology annotation, molecular function: transcription coregulator activity. NCBI's taxonomy places the organism in Eukaryota, Metazoa, Arthropoda, Insecta, Hymenoptera, Formicidae. Gene Ontology annotation, cellular component: chromatin; mediator complex.
AUGUUAUCCCUUCCACCAUGGUGGGAAGCGACUGUAAAUUAAAAAUGGCGUCCGCCUUGGAGAAUCUGGAAGCUCAGCUGGAACUCUUUAUCGAGAACGUGCGGCAAAUACGCAUCAUAGUGAGCGAUUUUCAACCCCAGGGACAAAACGUAUUGAAUCAGAAGAUUCAAGGUUUGGUCAAUGGCCUGCAGGAAAUUGACAAGCUGAAGUCUCAGGUUCAGGAUGUCCACGUGCCACUGGAGGUGUUCGAUUACAUUGACCAAGGGAGGAAUCCUCAAUUAUAUACUAAAGACUGCAUAGAGAAGGCUCUGACGAAGAACGAACAGGUGAAGGGGAAGAUCGAUGCCUAUAGAAAGUUCAAGGCGAACAUGCUGGUGGAGCUGACUCGAGUUUUCCCCAACGAACUGGCUAAAUACAGAGCGAUUCGUGGAGACGAAUAGGAUAAAUCCUAGUUUUUAAGGUCCGGAUUGUGACAGACAAAUGUUUCUUUGCAAACGCCUGCCGCACGACGUGUAAUUUACCUUUCUACAAACUUUUAUUAUAUAUUUAUUAAAGAGCGUUACCUGUGUAUGAAUAUUAUCUUCUUGUGCGUGUAUGUAUAUUAAAAGCGUAAAUAUAUGCAAUUUUCUUAAAAAG